Ceraceosorus bombacis is the source of this 215-nucleotide messenger RNA. The record is from the annotation of a GenBank genome assembly. NCBI's taxonomy places the organism in Eukaryota, Fungi, Basidiomycota, Exobasidiomycetes, Ceraceosorales, Ceraceosoraceae.
AUGUCCGGCCCUGCAUCCAAUACGUGCGGCCACCAAACCAGCCCUCAGAGGGCUCCCUCCCCCGCCGCUGGUUCGAGCGUAGCCUCCGCAAACAGCGAGGCCAACGCCGAACAACAAGCGGCGCCCCAGCAAUGGUCCGACCAAACGGUCGACCAAAAACUGGAUCUCCUCCUCGAGUUGAUACGGCCGCUGGCAGCUGAGUCGAGGAUUUUUGA